GAUUUAGCUGAUAUCUGUGUAUUACCACGUUCAUUUUAUUUUUCACACAUUUCCACACGAAACGAGAACGUCUGGGAACCAGCGUUUAUAAGGCAAUGGAGGACAUCAAGGAAAAGUUUGUUGGAACGUGGAAGAUGGUCAGGAGCGAAAACUUCGAGGAGUUCCUCGCGGAAGUUGGGGUAAAUUUCUUUAUUCGGAAAAUGGCGGCACUGGCGAAACCUACUACCGUAAUAUCUGUAGAAGAUGAAACGAUCACUAUAGAACAGAAAACUGGAAUCCGAGAUAAGGUGGAUACGUUCAAAUUAAACGAAAAAAUUGAGAAAGAGAUGGAAGGAACAAAAAUGGAGUGUAUGGUUGUGUAUGAAGAUGGUAAGCUGAAGUAUACCAAUACUCCAAUAGACCAGGAGUCUGCCGUUAAACCACAGACUGUCUACAGGGAGCGCUUUGGCGAGGAGCUACUUGUUCAAAUAGAAUGCGGGAAAGUGGUGUGCAAACGUUACUUCGAGCGAGUCACGGCGUGACAGGACACAGACAUAUUUCAACAAAUCUCGUCCAAUUUAAUUAUACAUACUUUGGACAUUGUUGUGAGAAAUUCUACGCAUAAUAAUUAGAAUAAUUAAUUGUGUUAUAGACUAUUACACAUUAAUGGUCAAUGUAUCUUUAUACCAAUACUUGACCAGUAGACAAGACUUUGUAUUUGCUAUAAGCAAGAACAUCAGUAAUUGCUUUGUUAAUGAGGAUGAAUUUUAUCCAUGAUUUUAGGCUGUUGUUGGUUUUGGGAUAUUUUUUUUUUAUUUAUUUAAUUAUUCAUCUACGACAUUAAGAAUGAAGUUUAUAUGGAGAAGAUGAAAGUUUAUGUCACAAAUCAUACCAGGGUAGUUCAGAACGUUUUCAAUAUAAUUGCUUAAUCUAGUUCAUGAUGUCAUGAAAGUAACAGAGUAGGCUGUUGUAAUAUGUUUAAUCUCUAUCAGUAUUUAGUUACGCGGUAGCCAAGUGAUAAAGGCGUCUGACAUUCUGCUUCCACUAGCCCUCCACCACUGGGUCGUGGGUUCGAAGCCUACUUGGGGCAAUGCUUAUCUAAUAUGCCAAAUCAUGUUUUAUCAUGUUUUGGAAAGAAGAAAAAAAUUGUAAGCAUGAGUAAAGAAGAUGUUUUGAAUGCUUAUUUAGAAGCCUGAAUCGGGAAUGAUUUUGAAUGAUGUUCAUUAGUUGAUGAUGUUUUUACACACAUAAUACCCAUAUUUUAUUUAAGAUUUUAUAGAUAAUUGCUGUCAUGCACAUUAAACUAAAAACUUUUGUUAACGUUAAGGAUAUAAACUACCUACCACCUUACACAUUUCCCCUGUGAUUUGUGUUAGAGUUACAGUUACCUUAAGCAUUAUACUUACAAUUUGGUUAAGAGUUAAGUAUAUAUUCUGCUAUGAUUAUUAAGUUUGAAUUGUUCAUAUCUCUUUUUUUCUUUUUUGCAAAGAUCCAGAUUGGUUUUUUUUAUUAAAGAUUAAUUCCUGCUGAAUUUGAAGUUUUGUAAACAUUGCCCUGUCAUAAAAUCAGUCUUUAAAUGAAAUGUGUAUCCCUUAUACAUCUGAACCUCAAAGUAUUAACAAAUCUGGCCCGAUAGAACUCAAUAUAAGUCUCAGCCAAUCAUUUGCCAUCGCGGCCAUCUUGAAUCCAAAUAAUUAAAGUUAGCCAGUUAAUAUAAAGUAUAUUGCCUGUGUAUCAUUAGUUCAAAACAAAUAAUUACACCGCGAAAAUGUCGAGCUCGAAAUGCAAAUGUCAGGUGCGCUAUUACAUGAUGCAUCGAUCCUGCAUAAGUUAAGUGCAGCCAUCUGUGCGUGUUACGUACAUCCUUUAGGAAAAGUUCUCUGUACAAACUUUUAACCAAGGACAGGUAGACGGACCAGAUGAUUCCAGUAUUCCCCAUAUCGACGCUACGGGCUACUUUGAAAUUCUUAAAAUUCUUAAACAUUUCAUAAAUCUCAUAUCAAAUAACAACUCGUGUAAGAUCACGUUCAUGUGAAGAAAUAUCUUUCCACCUUGAUACGUUCUAAAAGUCCUCUCCAUGGUUAAAUGUUACGUUGCAGGAUUAUUUGGUUUCAUAAUAAUAUAAAGGAUGAGUCUACUUUCAGAUAAAGGGAAGCAGGAAUUACCUUUGCAUCGACGUUUGUAUUUAACACACAAAAACACACAUACAUUUUUAGGCAAUCAACUUCACCGAUGAACGUUGUUUUACUUAAUGAAUGUUACCUUUUUAAUUACUGAAUAUCACCGGUCAAGUCCAUGUCUAAAUAUUUUUCUUUUAUUCCGGCACGUUUAAAUGUUGUUUUUUGGUGGUACAUGUAUCAGAUAAUGACAUAUUGUCAAAAUUCCAGCAGGAAUUCAUAUUGAGUAAAGAUAGUUGAUAUAAAAUUAGUCGGGCAAAAAUAUUGACAAAAAUGGAAGUAAUUUGUAUUUAAACUUCAUUUGUAAUUCCUCUAAUGAAAUUUUAAAACAAAACAAAAUUGACUGUUAUAUUCCAAAUGAAACACUAAAUAUGAGUCUUAUUUCAUGAUAGCUUUAUCAUAACGUAAUAUCUUGUUGUUUAAUAUGUGUUCUGUCUAUAUAGUUGGCAAUAUGCAAACAAACCUGAAAGAUAUUGUCCAUAAAAUAUCAUUCAGAAUUAGUAAUGAAGAUUAGAUUAAUUAAUAAAUGGUAUCAAUUUUCAAACGUA
Mizuhopecten yessoensis (Yesso scallop) is the source of this 2704-nucleotide messenger RNA. Its product is annotated as fatty acid-binding protein 9-like. Gene Ontology annotation, biological process: fatty acid transport. The transcript has 4 exons. Bases 96 to 521 code for a protein of 141 amino acids. The record is from RefSeq and is a predicted model, not a curated record. Gene Ontology annotation, cellular component: nucleus; cytosol. Lineage: Eukaryota; Metazoa; Mollusca; Bivalvia; Pectinida; Pectinidae. Gene Ontology annotation, molecular function: fatty acid binding.